CUCCGAAAUUACUCAGAAGAAAGAAACAGAGAAGGGGAUUUCACAGAAAAUCUUUCAGGUCGUGAAAUUUCAUGUCCUUUCGAGGCAGUUUCUGAUCUAUUUCCGACGUUGGCACUUUGCUAUACGCUGCUUCUCUGCGGCGUGUCUCUUCUGCGUCUGGGAUCCCAAACAACAAGCGUUCAACGUGAGUUUUGCCGUGUACAGCGAUUGAAUCUCGAUAAAAUACGACAAGUAACAUUCAUUUUACCAAAGUCAGUUUGCACUUUAUUAUGUUUCUGACAUGCCUCCUGAGAAUGGUUACUUGCUGGAUGCGAUACCGUCCUGCGUAAGUGCAAUGAAGUUUCUUGGUUCUUCUCCAGCCUGGUUCAGGCUUUAAUGCGCACUGAACCUCAACUCGCCUUUCUCCCCAUAUCCAUCAUCUUGUUUUUGUGAUCAUCAGCCUUAUUUUGGAAGAUGAGGUUCUUCUGCGACUUUUUGUGCACAUAAAAUUCUGAAAGGAAGAAGAAACGAGGAGUCUGAAUUCGUGCUGUGAAGCCGCAUCACCUCCUAUGCCGUUUUAACCGUCUCGACGGCACGUUUUGAGAUUGUUCAAGAGAAACGUUGAAGUAUACACACAAGGAUAAAGAUGAAGAAGUUCCGGAAGGUUUUGGACGGGUUGACCACUUCUUCACCUGUCAAUCCAUGUGGAUCUCCCGCGUGCGGCAGUGCGGCUGGGACCCCUAGUACGGCUCCGACACCGCGGGAGCUGGAAAUCCAGGAGACACUGAUGUCUGAGCACUUCCAAAUCUGUAAGACGGUGCGUCAUGGAUUUCCCUAUCAGCCCACAGCUCUGGCAUUUGACCCGGUGCAGAAGAUCCUUGCCAUUGGCACUCGUUCUGGAGGAGUACGGCUUCUGGGACGGCCAGGAGUGGACUGUCAUUGCCAGCAUGAGAGUGGGGCGGCAGUUCUCCAACUGCAGUUUCUCAUCAACGAGGGGGCGCUUGUCACAGCUUGUGCGGACGAUACGCUGCAUCUCUGGAAUUUGCGACAGCGACGUCCGGCUAUCCUACACUCCCUCAAAUUCAACAGAGAGCGGAUCACAUUUUGUCAUCUUCCGUUUCAAAGUAAAUGGCUUUACGUGGGGACAGAACGUGGAAAUACACACAUAGUGAACAUCGAAUCCUUCAUUUUGUCUGGAUAUGUCAUCAUGUGGAACAAGGCCAUAGAACUAUCAACAAAAACACAUCCAGGUCCUGUUGUUCAUCUGAGUGACAGUCCAAAAGAUGAGGGAAAGUUGCUGAUAGGUUUUGAGAGCGGUACAAUAGUAAUGUGGGACUUGAGGGCCAAAAGAUCUGACUUCAGGAUAUACUAUGACGAGGCCAUUCACUCAGUAAGCUGGCAUCACGAGGGGCGGCAGUUCAUGUGCAGUCAUUCUGACGGCAGUCUGAGCAUGUGGAAUCUGAGAAACACCGCCAAACCUUUUCAAGUCACCUUCCCUCAUGGUAAGACUCAAAGAGAUGGUAGAAAAGAGUCAUGUAAACCCAUUCUCAAGGUCGAAUACAAGACCUCCAGAAACAGUAGUGAAGCAUUUGUUGUCUUCUCCGGGGGUCUUUCAUAUGAUAAGGCAGGACGGAGACCAACCCUAACCAUCAUGCAUGGGAAAGCCAUCACAGUGUUAGAGAUGGACUAUCCAAUAGUGGACUUCCUAGUGCUCUGUGAGACACCUUAUCUCAACGAGGUCCAGGAGCCAUAUGCGGUGGUGGUUCUGCUGGAGAAAGAUUUUGUUGUGGUCGAUCUAACCCAGAGCAAUUUUCCUAUCUUUGAGAACGCCUACCCCAUGGACAUCCAUGAGUCUCCAGUCACGUGCACGGCUUACUUUGCCGACUGUCCCCCCGACAUCAUACCUGUGGUUUACUCCAUAGGAGCUAAACACAAAAAGACCGGCUACAGCCACAAGGAGUGGCCGGUCAGUGGUGGCACAUGGACGGUGGGUUCACAGACAUAUCCAGAGAUUAUCAUCACAGGACAUGCAGACGGAUCAAUAAAGUUUUGGGAUGCCACGGCGAUCACACUGCAGAUGUUGUAUAAGCUCAAGACGUCAAAGGUGUUUGAGAAGCCUAAGAGUGGAGAUAUGGGACGCAGCGCUGAGCUUGUGGAGGAAGACCCCUAUGCCAUUCAGAUGAUCAGCUGGUGCCCGCAGAGCCGUAUCUUUUGUGUAGUCGGCAUCAGCGCCCACGUCAUCAUGUACCGCUUCAGCAAACAUGACGCCAACACCAGCAUCACUUCCCUAGAAGUGCGACUGCAGUGUGAGAUGGAGGACGUCAUCUCUCCGUCAGAUACAGAGAACACUCCAUGUUUUUCGGACCCCAGCGGUCUCUCGCCCCAACCUCAGCCUCCAAGUCCCCGCAGCAACAUGCCGGACAGUGUGCGGGAUAGCAUCCCUUGCCUCAAGGUUAAAGAUCGUAUGAUCCGAAUGCCUCCUGGGUACCAGGCGGAGCUGGUGGUUCAGUUAUUAUGGGUUGAUGGAGAACCGCCACAACAAAUCACCAGCUUGGAUUUAAACUCUGCCUACGGACUGCUGGCUCUAGGUAACUGCAAUGGUUUGGUAGUGGUGGACUACCUGCAGAAAACCAUUCUGUUGUGUAUGAGCACCCUGGAGCUGUACGGAUCCGCAGACCCUUUCCAGCGACUAACACGCUCUCCUCGCAAAAACCGACAGUCCACAUCAGACUUUUGCAUGCGCGGCCUGUCUAACUUUUAUUCCGAUUCAAAGAAACGGAUCCGUACUUCUUACCAGAGCCUUACGGAGCUUUCUGAUAAUCAGGUGUCUUUGGACCUAGAGAGGAGCAAGUCACCCACCUCAGCACCCUACACCCCUUCCCUCCAUAAUGACCCUCGAGGCACAGGGGAACCUGUGUCCAACCUCCGGUCCUGCCACCACAGUCCUGUCUUUUACCUGUUGGACAAUGUCAAGGGACCAGGCAGAAAGUUAAGUCUACCCACAGAUCUUAAGACUGAUCUUGAUCAUGUGAAUGGACAUUGCACUAGCCCCACCUCCCAGCCCUGUCCGACUGGGAGGGCCAGAGUCCCGGGGGGCCCUGAAGGGCCACGCCUUGCCCGCAGGGGGCCCGGCCGACCGCCCUUCCGCAAGGCCCAGUCCGCCGCAUGCAUGGAGGUCUCUUUGCCUGUGUCCUCCCUCACCGAAGGUUAUCCGUCCCGACGAGCCAUGCUGCAGCAGUUACACGGAGUCAGUAUGUACUCUCAUGAUGAGCAUCACAUCACCACCUACUCCUGGAGCGAGAGAGAGAGUCGAGAAAACUCGUUCAGCCGGUCACGGAGCUCUAGCGUUUCCAGCAUAGACAGAGAGACUAAAGAGGCCGUAACCACCCUGCAGUUUGUAGAGUCAUACGGAUGUAAGUCAGACACCCUGCCUACGCCAUGCUUGUGGGUGGGCACGAGUCUGGGCCUGGUGCUUAUCAUCCCAAUGUCCAUUCCUACGGAUGAGCAGGAACGCCAGGAAGACCCCGUUACUGUGGCCCCCACUGGCACAGUGUUAAUGCUGAAGGGAUCCGUUCUGCGGUUUGCUUUUCUGGACUGUGGAGGUGCUCUUAUCAACAGUCCCUACGAGGUGUGGCGGGAUCAACAUGCCCCCGAUGACCCAGAUCGACCCCGCAAGCGGAAACUGGUCAACUUCUCGUCCUCGUCUUCUCAAGAGGCCAGUGGAGAUGGUCACUUAGCUGUAGUGUGUUCAGAGAGGCAGGCCAAGGUCUUCUUCAUGCCCUCCCAGGCCUGUCUAUAUGUGCAUAACAUCACUGAGUCGUCCUUCGUGCUGCGGGCUGACGUGGUGUCGGUUUGUAACAGCGUUUGUCUGGCCUGCUUCUGCGCCAAUGGACACAUAAUGACUUUGAGCCUUCCCAGUUUACGGCCUCUGCUAGAUGUCAGCUACCUGCCGCUAACGGACAUGCGCAUUGCUAGAACAUUCUGCUUCACCAACGGAGGGCAGGCGCUGUAUCUGUGCUCCCCCACAGAGAUACAGAGAAUCACUUACAGCCAGGAGAUAUGUGACAACCUACAGGAGAUGUUAGGGGAGCUCUUUACACCCAUCGAGACCCCUGAGGCUCAGAACCGUGGCUUUCUCAAGGGCUUUUUUGGUGGCAACGCCCAAACCUUCGACCGAGAGGAGCUGUUUGGUGAGGCAGCGGCGGGUAAGGCGUCCCGCAGCCUGGCACAGCACAUCCCAGGACAGGGCAGAAUGGAGGGCAUGAAGGCAGCAGCAGGCGGGGUGGUGGGAGAACUGGCUCGAGCUCGCAUUGCCCUGGACGAGAGAGGACAGAGGCUGGGGGAGCUGGAGGAAAGGACUGCCCUGAUGAUGACCAGUGCUGAAAGCUUCUCUAAACACGCUCACGAGCUGAUGCUGAAAUGCAAAGACAAGAAGUGGUAUCAGUUUUAGAGGAUCCUCGAGGCAGGGCACAUUUCACGCUCGUGCCACAAGAGGGUGCUACUUUGGUACUUGGACUUUCACUCUUUUAAAGAGAGAGAGCGAACGAGACAAAUGGACCAAGGGCUGUUCAGCUUCUCUUCCGCCUGUGUACAGGAUUGUCUUACUCUGAUUGGUUAAAAAGGCUAAGACCAGGUUACGAUAUAAUGGACAUGUACCAUUAGCAUUGAAGAGUAAGAGGGGUUCCAUACCCAUGUUGUAAAUCAGACGACAUCUUCAUUCAUGAACAGGGGUGGUUCGGGGUCUCCUCACAAGAAGCAAAUUGGCUCACACCGUGUAGAUACUCGGACAGUUACAAAAUCAACAAGAGUGCAUGAAACAAAAUGGACGACCUAUAAAAACGUAAAACUGCCAUAUUAAAAAGCAGCAUGUUACUUUAAAACAAAAUGGAAAUAAAAGAUUAACAAACUUUUAUUUAAUAA
Molecule: messenger RNA, 4899 nt
Organism: Sinocyclocheilus anshuiensis
Lineage: Eukaryota; Metazoa; Chordata; Actinopteri; Cypriniformes; Cyprinidae
Product: syntaxin-binding protein 5-like
Exons: 30
Coding region: 626-4429 (1267 amino acids)
Biological process (GO): exocytosis; Golgi to plasma membrane transport
Cellular component (GO): SNARE complex; cytoplasm; plasma membrane
Molecular function (GO): syntaxin binding; GTPase activator activity; myosin II binding
Source: RefSeq, a predicted model, not a curated record